Molecule: messenger RNA, 1417 nt
Organism: Eucalyptus grandis
Lineage: Eukaryota; Viridiplantae; Streptophyta; Magnoliopsida; Myrtales; Myrtaceae
Product: phospholipase A1-IIgamma-like
Exons: 2
Coding region: 2-1195 (397 amino acids)
Biological process (GO): lipid metabolic process
Molecular function (GO): glycerophospholipid phospholipase A1 activity
Source: RefSeq, a predicted model, not a curated record
CAUGGGAGACGGUAGCUCAAGGCCAUGGACCGAGCUCAGCGGCGAGACCAACUGGAAGGACAUGUUGGAUCCUAUCGACGAGGAUCUCCGGAUGUACCUCAUACACUACGGAGAACGAGUCCAAGCCAUCUACGAUGCGUACAACGGCCAGGAGGAGUCUGGAGACGGCUACGGCAUGCCCCUGUACCCGAUGGACAAGCUCUUCUCUGAAGUGGGUCUCGAGACGGACAACAACAAGUUCAGGUACGAGGUGACCCGGUACUUUUAUGUGCGAUCGCAUGUGUUGGUGCAGCCGGACAGGUCUUGGGCCGGGUAUGUUGCGGUGAGCACCGACGAGGGGACCGAGGCGUUAGGGAGAAGGGACAUUUUGGUCACUUGGAGAGGAACGGAGACUCUUCUGGAGAAAGUAGAAGAUAUUCGAGAUGAUUUGGCCCCGGCGACCAACAUUUUCAAGGACGACACCGAUACUAAGAUUCACGCUGGCUUUUUAAAUUUGUAUACGAUGAGUGAUACAAAAAAUCAGUACACAUCGCUUAGUGCCAGAGAGCAGGUUCUAAGGGAGGUCCGGAAGCAAGUCGAUCUCUAUGCCGGUAAAGGCGAGACAAUCAGCAUAACAGUGGCCGGCCACAGCCUGGGCGCGGCUUUGGCAACGAUCAAUGCGCUGGACAUCGUGACCAAUGGCUACAACGCGCCCACCGACCACCCCGAGAAUGCCUGUCUGGUGACCGCAUUCCCCUUCGCCAGCCCCAAGGUCGGGGACGAGAACUUCCAAGCAAAGUUUUCGUCGUCCGAGAAGCUCCGCGCCCUUCGUGUGACCAACGCCCUUGACAUCGUUCCCUUCAUCCCUCCAAUCAGAUAUUACCACGUUGGAGAACAGCUGCUGGUCGACUCGCGCAAGUCCCCGUACUUGAAGCCUCUCUACAGCGGUUUGACUGGCGCCGUGGAAAUUGGGCAUAUGUUGGAGACGUACCUGCAUCUAAUCGCGGGCACACAAGGGAUCGAUAGCAACGAAUUCGAUCUUGGCGAGCGUCGUGGGAUUGCGCUGGUGAACAAGGGAAUGGAUGCUCUAAAGGAUACAUACAAAAUUCCGGCGUAUUGGUUGGUGGCCAAGAACAAGAACAUGGUCCAGGAUGAGGUCACUGGAGACUGGAGCUUGGCUACUCCGUACAUCCCACCUCCACCAGAAGAUAAUUAAAACAAAUAGUCCCAAAUCUAUAUAUAUAUAUAUUACUGUGUGAUUAGCUAUUACCAAUAAGUUGCUGCUUUAUGACUUAGCAGUACCAUAAUAAAGCUUCGUAAUGCAAAAGUGGAGUGGUUUCAUUGAGCUGUAUUGGUGGUACUAAGUUAAGUGUGUUGUACUAGUGGUCCUAAGUUAUGUGUCUCAUCUUUUGUUUACCUUCAUGUCAUGAAAUAAAUA